AUGAUGACGAUGAAUGAAUUUGUGGACCUGCGUAUGCAACAGCAAAUCGCACAUGAAAUCUAUCGCCAGCAAAUUAUGCAACGUAUUCCAGAUCCUUUUCCACCUAUGCUACCCAUACCGAUACCUGGACACGUGAUAAUGCCACCCAGAAUCUCUUUACCAGAUGCAGAGGUAAAAUUACAAAACGAUCAGCUGUGGAAACAGUUUCAUCAAAUUGGCACCGAAAUGAUCAUAACAAAAAGUGGCAGACGAAUGUUUCCUUCAAUGCGUCUUUCGCUUUCCGGCCUGGAGGAUGAAUCUAAUUACUGUGUUUUGUUGGAGAUGGUGCCAGUAGGUGAUUGCCGUUAUAAAUUCUCCGGUUCGCAAUGGAUGCCUGCCGGCGGUGCGGAACCACAAAGUCCACAAAGAAUGUAUUUGCAUCCGGAUAGCCCAGCGUCUGGGGCCCAUUGGCAGGCGCAACCUAUACUAUUUAAUAAAGUUAAGCUCACCAAUAACACACUGGAUAGUAAUGGACACAUUGUUUUAGCCAGCAUGCAUAAGUAUCAACCACGAAUUCACGUGAUACGGACUGCAGAUCUAACGCAAAUACCCUGGGCUCCUCAGCAAGCCUUCAUAUUCCCGGAAACGGAAUUUGUCGCCGUAACAGCUUAUCAGAAUGAUCGCAUCACUAAAUUGAAGAUAGACAAUAAUCCGUUCGCGAAGGGCUUUCGCGAAACUGGCCAAUCUCGUAGCAAACGUAAAAUGUCUUCAUCGCCAUCCGAUGAGGAUUCCGAGCAACUGCAACCACAACAACCACCCGGGCGCCAAUACGGCAUAAGACCAAUACAAACGCAACCUCAAACACAUUCCCACAAUCAGCGCAACGUUGUGUCGCCAACCAUUUCAGCCUUGCCGCUGACCAGCGAGUCGGGAUCAUCAAUUUGUUCAGAUAAGACGACAAUUCCGAACAACGGCGAAAAUGACUUCGUGGACGUUGACAAUGUUGCGGAUGCCGACAUCGAUGGUGGCGAACCACAAGUAAAGCGCUUGAGAUCAAAUAAGUUAGCCGGUGCGAUAGCAUCGACAGCGCUCGAAGAGAUGAUCAUUAAUGCGCAUGCGAAUAGCGAACGUGAACCUUUUACCGUCGUUGCUGAGGAGACCAGUUUACAGCAAGCAUUACCAACACAACUACCGGAUAACACUGUCGCGUCUACAUUCGACAAUGGUGGUCAAUCGUCAUUUAUUUUCCAUCAUUUGCAGCAAAACAUGCAAACAAUGCUGCGACCUUCAUUGGUCGAUUUAGCUUACACCUACUUUGGCCGAUCUCAGCCCAUUUACGUUCAACAUAUGCACCCACCUCAUACAACAAUCGGCGAUCAAACCCUAUCCAUCCCGAUGCCACCAGCAGCCGAGGGCCCACAUAUGGAGCGUAUCGAUUCAUUGAUACCCAGUGGUACUAACGAAAUGUUAUGUCGCUCGCUAGUGCCCGACGAAGAGAACGUCCUUGUGGGAACCGUUGACAGCGACGAAGCUAAAAAGAAUGCUACUUUAAUAUCGAAUGAUACACAGAUACUGCAGUUGGAGAGCUUAAUGGGUCAUUCGCGACCAAAAAGAAAAGGUUUUAGCAUUUCCGCUAUUUUGGAAGGCAGCAGCUAGCAUGUACAAACAUAAGUACAUACAACACAAAAGUUGCUAGAAUAUUAAAAACUCACGUUUGUAACUGUGUAAUUGCACAUGUUGCUACAA
Messenger RNA from Bactrocera tryoni, 1725 nucleotides. Its product is annotated as T-box transcription factor TBX19. Gene Ontology annotation, cellular component: nucleus. The transcript is spliced from 5 exons. The record is from RefSeq and is a predicted model, not a curated record. Gene Ontology annotation, biological process: positive regulation of DNA-templated transcription; cell fate specification; heart development. NCBI's taxonomy places the organism in Eukaryota, Metazoa, Arthropoda, Insecta, Diptera, Tephritidae. Gene Ontology annotation, molecular function: RNA polymerase II cis-regulatory region sequence-specific DNA binding; DNA-binding transcription factor activity, RNA polymerase II-specific. Bases 1 to 1635 code for a protein of 544 amino acids.